UUCUCACUUCGCAGUCGAUCAUAACUUAUCAACGAUCAAUGUUUUUCGUGGUACCAUGUGUUUUGGAUGUUUUAUUUUUUACAGUGAUGUCUUCAUAAGGACGGAUAGGGAUAUUUUAUUGCAAUGAUUUCUUGAUGAAAAGUAAAGUUUGGAAUAUCGUGAAGAAUUGGCAAGUGAUAAAAACGUGAUGGAGGCACACGAUGCAAGGAUUAAUGGUCCUGAUGAAGCAAGGAAUAAGAAAAGGGUGACCCUGUCAGAGCUGUCGAGUAGGAAGGCAAUGGAGGCAGAACGACGGGCUUUGUUUUUCCAGGGGCUCAUGGAUGCCCUGACCUUCUCCAGCGUCAUGAAGGGCUACCAAAGCUUCGCGAAGACUGAGAUAAAAGAGUUGGUGCCAGUGACGCCUAGUGGGGCUAUAUUACGUCGUGACGUCAUACAUUAUAGUGAACUAUCAACCACUCCAGCCGCCCAAGCUUUGGGCGACCUGCUCCUACGACCACACGUCGUGGCUCUGUUAGACGCGCACGACAGCAUAGCAGCUGAUCGUCUGCCCCAGCCUUUCCUUCCUUUCAAGAGCAACAAAGCUGUGCACGAGCGGCCAUCUAAUUCUAGUCAAGUCGGCCACAUAAACGAAGUCUUCAUGCCUGAGGAGAAUGGCCACCUCGUGGACACCAUCAGGAUGGUCGGGAUACGUAGAGUGCCGAAGGACCAACCCCUCGGCCUGACGGUGAAGGAGGACGAGUCAGGAUACGUGGUCAUCGCCAGGAUACUCGCAGGAGGCCCCAUUGAAAAACAAGGACUUUUAAAAGUCGGGGAUGCUAUUCUCGAAGUCAACGGAGCUGAAAUCCUCUCUUUGGAAGAUUUAAACAAAGAAAUCAGCAAAUGUGGAGAGACUGUCAAUUUAAAAGUUCUUCCCGCCCCAAAAGACGUUAAUGCCACCAAUCAGGUAAACCAGAAGUCAUCAAACAUCGCUGAAACUGCCAGAAACAUUUGCUACCUGCGAGCGUAUUUCUCCUACGACCCAAAAGACGACAAGCUCCUUCCUUGCUGCCCAUCGCAGAGUCCUGAGGUCAUAGGACUCAAGUUUGAGAAAGGAGAUAUCCUUCAGGUUGUGGACCAGAGUGACCUGAGUUGGUGGCAGGCGCAGGUUGUGGGGUCCGAGGAUCGAAAAGUUGGUCUCAUCCCUUCACAGGAGCUGGAAGAACGCAGGAAGGCCUUCGUGCCGCACGAAUAUGACUUUGUACAUAAAAUUGGCAUCUGCGGCGCUAGGAUCUCAAAGCGCAAGAAGAAGUUGAUGUUCUCCUCGAAGGCGUCUAGUUCGUACGACAAGGCAGAACUCAUCAUGUACGAAGAGGUAGCAAGGAUGCCACCUUUCAUGCGCAAGACUUUGGUGCUCGUCGGCUGUCAUGGCGUCGGCAGAAGAACUAUCAAAAACCGUAUAGUCAACUCAGAUCCGUCCAAAUUUGGAAUUGUUCUUCCACACACAUCUCGACCAAUACGUGAAAUGGAGGAGGAUGGCAAAGCCUAUCACUUCACCAGCCGUGAUGCCAUGGAAGCCGACAUCAGGAACGGCCGCUACCUGGAGUACGGCGAGCUGAACGGUCACUUGUACGGCACCAAGAUCGACAGCGUCUUGGCUGUCAUCCGCUCUGGCAAGAUGUGCGUGCUCGACUGCGCUGCUGAUAGUCUGAAGUUCCUCCACAACUCCAGCGAGCUGCUGCCGUACAUUAUAUUCCUAGCGGCCCCCGGCAUGGACCAAAUCAAGCACAUGUACGCCGAGAAGAAAGGCUUCUACGGUUCCUCAGCCAAGAGCAUGACGUUUGAUCGGCAAAGCUCCAGCCGUUACAGCUCCCGGAGAGCUCGCACCCUCGAGUCGCUUGCCUCUCUCUAUGAGGAGGAUGAUUUUAAAAGAACUAUCGACGAGAGUGCUCGUCUGGAACGCAACUACGAUAAGUAUUUCGACAUCACGAUCAUCAACAACGAUCUUAACGAUACCUUCGACCUUAUCAUGGAUGCUCUCAACAGACUUGCAACAGAACCACAAUGGGUGCCAGUUACCUGGGUCUACUGAAGACCGUUUCGUUGUCUGUUGAAUGUCUAUCAAUGGUUUGAUUAUAGACAUCUUCGGUAUUUUGAUGAUAAUUUGACAGACUUCUGAUAGUGUGGAUGAUAUACUGUUGAUGAAUGGGUUCUCCAAGAUCUGAUUAAUGGAUCCUUCAAGAUCUGAUGAAUGGUAUCUUUAAGAUGAUAUGUAUGAUGAUUUUGGUCUUUCGAUCUUUUGAAUUUUCUGUGUAUUCAUAUUGGCUUAAUUUGGUUUGAUUUGGAGGUCGCUGAUGCAAUUCCGUUGACAUUUCCAACGACACUUUUUGCAAACAAUAUCCUAUUGCCUUUGAUAUUUUAUGUAGGUCGAUCGGUGGAUUUUCAUUCCUGGUAUAAAAUUCAAAACAAUUAAUUGUAACUGAUAAUUUUGCAAUAUGCGAAGUAGGUUGAAUUCGGAAUAAUGGUUCAACGUGACAAUAGAAUCAGCAAGGCAGAUGUACUCAGAUGUACGAAUUUAUUAAGCGUGGAAUUAUUCAGGUAAGUUCACUUUGAUUACUGAGAAUCAGUAACAAUAUUUUUGUCAUAUUUAAGAGGGCAAGUAUUGCCACUACUGCCUCUACACAAGUUAUUUUAAUGAAUUACUGAUGUUGUUGGUAUUUCACCACAUUGGUAAAUGAUUCACAAGGUAAGUUUUUGACGAUUGCUAAUCGUUGAAUGAUAAAAGUUUUACCAUAAAUCGAAAUAUAAUGAAAACAUGUUAAUUAAGUCAUAGAUCGCCCUUGAAUGUGGAAUUUUAUAACUGAUAUUUCCAUUUUCGACUGGGGCCAUUAUGAACGUUCUUGAUUAUUAAUGAUUAUUUACAACACAGGAAACAGAAAACUUCAUGUUUGCCUGUGGCAUAUGAUUUAUGCCGAUACAUUACCGCUAUUAUCUUAUUUUCCGCGCAAGGCCAUCGUCUAUUCAUUAAUAAUUUUCGAAUGAGAAGACCAGCGAGUCAUACAUUUUAAUUUUCAAUCCGAAAAUAAUUUUUUUUUUCAUUCAACUGACCAUGCUUGAUGCCAUGAUUUCUAUCUCUGCGGAUGACAUUGGAGUAAUAUAAACAGUGUUACGUCUCAAUCCAACACUUACCAAUUUGAGAACCAGUUUUAUUUCAAAGUAACUCUAAAUUUCUUAACCCUCACUAUGCUUCCUUCCAUCUUAAAUGGAUCUCUUAACGAUUUCAGCAUGAUUCGAGAUUCGGUUAACAUGUCAAUGACGGACAUCAUGUAUUGUUUUGGCAAUCAAGUCGCCAUUAUAAAAUUAUUGUGAACUGUCCCUUGUAACAUUUAUUGCAACGCUCAAAUUCAUCUUGCCUGUGAAACUUCACUACAUUUUAAAGAAAAAACUAAUUCUUUCUCAAAAAAGCUUGUUUCAUGAAACUUCAUAUACAAUAUACUUUCAUAUACAAUAUACUUUCUUUGGAACUUCAUGGAAGCCUCUAAAAGAAAAUUUCAUGCAUCACUUCAGACAUUUAAAAUAUUUUUUACUUUUGACUACACUUCUUUUAAUGCAUUGUUCAAGUUCGAUAGAGCCCGUUGAAAUGUUAUCUGACAGUUCGCAUGCACAUCAAUUCUUCUUUCAUUUAAUAAUUUUUCUGAUUCAAUUUGUGUUAAAAAUAAAAAUUCUAAUGAAGAAAAUCUUGCUAAUUAAGACGUACCUAAUCUAUUUGUUGUCUGCUGUAUAUUUAUUACAUAAAUAUUCUUCUCAAUUUUAGAUUUCAUCUGAUGUCGUUCAGUUUUCUAUAUUAUGUAAUCAAUAUAAUACUGAUAAAAACUGUUGAUAGUGUGCAAUAUAAACUCAAAAUUAUCGGCAAAAAAAUUACCUUCGAUGACUUAACAUUUUUCGAUAAAUGAAUACUUUAAUUAUCUUUUACUUAAAUUAGUCACAAUUAUGUAAAAAACCAACUUACAUUUACAUGCACUUGGUUAAAAGUUAUUAGCUCACAUAAUUAAUUUCAUGUGCUACUUGGAACAAUGCAUACUAUAAUUAUCAUUA
This is a messenger RNA of Hyalella azteca, 4071 nucleotides long. RefSeq names its product protein PALS2 (gene vari). The transcript has 13 exons. NCBI's taxonomy places the organism in Eukaryota, Metazoa, Arthropoda, Malacostraca, Amphipoda, Hyalellidae. Gene Ontology annotation, cellular component: plasma membrane; cell-cell junction. The coding region runs from base 188 to 2068 and encodes 626 amino acids. The record is from RefSeq and is a predicted model, not a curated record. Gene Ontology annotation, molecular function: protein binding.